AUGUUAAACUACUUUGCUCCAUCAUCUCUCUCAGUCCCAAUCAUCAGUGGCCCAUCACAGGUUGAUCAACAGAAGAUCAAGCACAGACACAACAAGUGGUCUCCUUCUGAAGAUGAAAAAUUAAGAUCACUCGUCAUUUCAUCAAACAAGCUUAACUGGCGCUUGAUUGCCCUCAACAUUCCAAACAGAAAUGCCAGACAGUGCCAGGAAAGAUGGAACUACUACCUUUCUCCAAAUGUCAACAAUGGCGAAUGGACAAAGGAGGAAGAUGAACUUCUCUAUGAGAAAUACAGAGAAUUCGGAACCAAAUGGCAACAGAUUGCUAAGUUCUUCCGUGGCAGAACAAACACAAACGUCAAGAAUCGUUUCCUUGCUCUCGAAAGAAAGGCUCAGAGACUCGAAAGUGCCUCAUCUUCAUCCUCAUCAGAAGAUAACAUUGAGUCAGCAUCUCCAGCUCCAAAGUUCAUUAUUCCUUCGAUUCUUUCUCUCGGAGUCAGCUUUCCAUCAGAUUUCUCACUUCCAAUCCGCAAUUAA
Trichomonas vaginalis G3 is the source of this 534-nucleotide messenger RNA. Its product is annotated as RNA polymerase II transcription regulator recruiting protein. Gene Ontology annotation, cellular component: nucleus. The record is from RefSeq and is a predicted model, not a curated record. The transcript has a single exon. Bases 1 to 534 code for a protein of 177 amino acids. Gene Ontology annotation, molecular function: DNA-binding transcription factor activity, RNA polymerase II-specific; RNA polymerase II cis-regulatory region sequence-specific DNA binding. Gene Ontology annotation, biological process: regulation of DNA-templated transcription. Lineage: Eukaryota; Parabasalia; Trichomonadida; Trichomonadidae.